AUCAGCUACGCCCCGCGCCAGAGCAUGCCUGAAACCACGCUGUGGUCUUGACCCUUGAUAGACUCGCAGACUGGCGGCUGGUGUGCGACGAAGCAGCACUGGCACUACUGAUCGUCGUAUACGGGAUCAAAAGUGAGUCCUCCUGCCUCCCAACCUGGCAUUCCGACUCAAGAUAUGUCAUUUUCGACCAGAGAAUCCCAGCGUGGGUGGGGAUCGGAACCUAACAUCCAUGCUGGACUCGUUGGAUUGCUUCGAUGUAUGGGUGCAUGGAUUGCCGCCAAGAGCAGCUUACCAUAUAGCUGGGUAUCAUCAUGAUCUCGUCUGGGGGGUUCAAAGGCUUGACGUGCCUAAGAAUGAGGCGAAGCGAGAGUGUGGCCUUUCUGUAGCCGGUGCGACGUAUGAGACGACCCAGGAUGAUGUUGUCCUGAAAGCAGAACUCCAAGAUCUCCAGUGUGACGGGCUAGAUCUUGCUCCACCAUGUUCCAGAGUUCACGAACGGGGGGUUACUUGCACGGCACCGUGCACUCCACCAUCUCACCCCGUCAUGUUCCGAAUCACUUGCUCCACCGUGUUACAGAGCGCACGAUCACAGUCGCUAGCGCGAUAUAGUGAUCUACCAUAUUCCCAAGUACAAGGUGCUCCACCAUGUUACAAGGUACACGGUGACCCGAGCACAAUUCUGCCUGUGCAUACUCGUGCGCUCUAUACACGACUUGGGACCGAAGAUCUUGCACAAGUACAGAAUCAAUGGGAACAUGAUCUGAUCGGGGAAAUCUUAGAGGAUUUCCGAAAGCUGAGGCCGGCCAUUGAGGAUGUGGAAUUCUGCAAUGGAUUCAUCGGUACUGGACCAAUGGAGGAAUGUGCAUCUGAACGGAAUACUCCGCAACACCGACCUGGUGAAAAUCCAACCUACCAUCUCCAUGUCGAAUGGUCCAUCAUCGGUAUUUGGCAAGCAUUCCGUGGGACGAACACAGGGGUUAAAGCUGCCUCCUCCAUCGUCUCAAGGGGAAGUGGUUACAGCUUGUCCAAGAGGUGUUAUGGUACUCCUGUCACACUCUGGAACGCAAGGAGGCCGAGUGGCGCCCAGAAGAAAAAGAAAGGGGAAGGAGCGGAAGGCCGACUAUUGGUCGGCUCGCUACUUGCGAGGAAAGACAAUUAUGCUCUAGAUGCUGAGUGA
This is a messenger RNA of Pseudovirgaria hyperparasitica, 1177 nucleotides long. RefSeq lists its product as uncharacterized. The record is from RefSeq and is a predicted model, not a curated record. Lineage: Eukaryota; Fungi; Ascomycota; Dothideomycetes; Acrospermales; Acrospermaceae. Bases 230 to 1177 code for a protein of 315 amino acids. The transcript has 4 exons.